Pocillopora verrucosa is the source of this 9423-nucleotide messenger RNA. RefSeq names its product NFX1-type zinc finger-containing protein 1. Gene Ontology annotation, cellular component: nuclear RNA-directed RNA polymerase complex. Lineage: Eukaryota; Metazoa; Cnidaria; Anthozoa; Scleractinia; Pocilloporidae. Gene Ontology annotation, molecular function: helicase activity. Gene Ontology annotation, biological process: regulatory ncRNA-mediated heterochromatin formation. The record is from RefSeq and is a predicted model, not a curated record.
UUCAUGUUUUGCGUCACUCGAGGUACGAAACUCAAUGAAUUUUAGUGUGGUGCUUUCUGUCUGACGAAUGAAGGACUUCCAAUGUUUUUGAAGAUGGAAAAACCGUUUGUAAUUCAUGAGGCCACAGACACUGUGAUGUUAUCAUUUUCUCAGCGCAGUUAGAAGGUUAGCGCUGGACGUUCAAACAGAUAUAUACAUUACACAAGUAAUAGCCAUCCUUCAUAACCCACAUUAGCGACGAGAAAAUCUUCGAGUGGCUCUGGGAACGAAAACUUGCCGUCAGUCCCAGCCCUCACUCAGUCACUGACUGCGCAAGAGUGCAAGAUGGCGAUUUAGGUGGAACACGAAACCAUAUACAAAGUCCUGAAGUCUCUCGCUCACGUAUGAGCACUCUUCAAAAUGCCCAGAGUGGUAAAACCACAAAUGGACAGUCCGAGAAGACAGGCCACGAUAAAAAACCUAUUAUUCAGAGCCAGAGAUUUAGUCACAAAAGAAAGCAGGUGGAGGACACAAGGAAAGGUGGGUCCACAGUAGCUGGCAAAAGUUUGAUGGAGACCUCAAACGAUCCUGGCUCAAAAUAUGCGCAAGAUGAUGGAACAGAGGGUAGAGGAGUACAAGGCACAUCAGGGGCUGACAAGAGUUCAACGGUCUUGAACAAUGAGCAGCAGAAUACGACAGUAGAAGGAGGAGCACAAGACACGAAUCGUAAAACGCCAAAGAGGCGGCGUUCAAGAACAAAACGCAAAAAAAACAAAAGUGCAGACAGCGGUGAAAUUCCCGAGCUACAAAAUAGACUGCCAGGUAAAGCGACAGAAAAAGACAGUGAAAGCCGAGAUGGGAUUCAAAAGCAAGAACAUAGGCAUUCGCCAAAGAAAGCUGGUAGUAUUGAUAGUGUUUCACAGUCAGCCACCGAGGGGCAGAAGAGCAGUAGUACAAAAGAAGUAACAAAGAAGCAAGACGCUGUCGAAAAGAACAAACAACCAAGCCAGAAAGUCAAGGAAAGAACAAACACGGUUGAUUCCUCAGGGGGCAAAGAUGUUACGAUGGUUCAAAGUCAUGUGCAAGCUGAUGCGAUGAUAGCAGAUAGCCGGAAGGAAGACGAAUUUGGACAACGAGGGAGGACUACUCAUCGGCAGAAUAGACGUUCAGGGUCAAGAGGUGCUGUUGGGGAAAGCUCCCCCCUCCGUGCAGCUCAGGAAGGGCUAGAGAAAAUAAAGGAUCGAGAAAAUGCCCAGAGCCGAAAAGAAAAUCAAAGUCGAAACGAAACAAGCCAAACUGUAAGGAUAGAGAGUAAAGAGAAACAACGACCAAUUCCUAAAGAAAAGAGACUGGCAAACGAAAGACAGAGUGCAGUUCUCAAUGGUAACAACAACCUGUCGGAAAACGAGGCACGUAGCAGAGAAACUGAAAUUGUAAGUGAUCACGUGAAAAUCGUGUCCGCAACCAAGGAAGGAGUCCCUUCGAGCAGAGAAAAAAAAGCAAAACAAGCAAUUAACAGAUUGGAAUCUCAAAGAAAGCCUCCAUCAGUCAAUGCUAUGACAGGUUUCCUCACAAAAACUCCACAAGAAAUCGUUAAUUGGUUAAUCCGAGAUCAUUCAUCCUUGUUUAAAAAACAACUUAAAAUCAAAGAUGAAGCGGUUGCUGUCCUAUUGAAACUUCUGGCCAAAGCUUGUGAUUGCGAGUCUUCCAGUAACCUUAAGAAGCUUUUCAAAGUGUUAUCAUCAUCCUGGCUGCUCAACCGAAGGGCUUUGGCCAUUCUGAACCAGCUAACUGGGAAGGAAUCGAAGACAUCCCAAAACGAGCAUUUUACUAUGGAAACAAUCAGGGAAAUGGCUAAAGUGCAGACAGAGAUCCUUAGAAGACACCCAACUAAAAAGUACCCUCUGAUGGAGAAACUCCAUGGGCUGGUAAAUGCUCGCAAGUUACAAGAUCAAGGCGUGAUCUCUGUUGUGCAAGAGCAACAGAAACUGUUGAGUAAGGAGAAAGUUGAACAAUGCAAAAAAGAGGCAGUGCAAAAGAGAAAAAGUGCCAAAGCUGAUGUUACCGAUGUUAAGAUGAAGCCGCCCGGGAAAAGCUCAGAACCUCCAAACUUGGAAGCAAAACAAACUGUUGCUACAACUAUCGAAGGGAAGAAAUUUCGCAAGAGUACCUUCCCUCUCGGUGCGGCCGAGCAAGGGCUGGAGCAAACAAAGGAUGGAGAGUAUGCGACAAGUCAACAAAAAGUUCAAAAUGGAAAUGAAAUGAGUCAAACCGUUGGUCGAGAGAACAAAUCAAUAAAAGAAGGAAUUCCUCAUGAAACGAAAGAGGAAAAUACAAGUCAAAAUGGAUUUAUCAACGGCAAUAGCAACUUUUCAGAGAACGGGGUACAAAGCGGGGAAAUUGAAAGUGAUCGGGUGAAAAACCGGUCCGAGAAUAAGGCAGAAGUUCCUUCGAGCAACGGAAAAAAAGCAGAACAAGCAAUUGACAGAUUGGAAUCUCAAAGAAAGCCUCCAUCAGUCAAAGCUAUGACAGAUUUCCUCUUAAAAACUCCGCAAGAAAUCGUGAAGUGGUUAAUGCUGGAUCAUCCUUCCCUAUUUAAAAGGCAACUUAAAAUCAAAGAUGAAGCGGUUGCUGUCCUACUGAAACUUCUGGCAAAAGCGUGUGAUUCCGAGUCUUCCAGUAACCUUAUAGCGCUUUUCAGAGUGUUAUCAACAUCCUGGCUGCUCAACCGAAGGGCUUUGGCCAUUCUGAACCAGCUAACUGGGAAGGAAUCGAAGACAUCCCAAAAUAAGCAUUUUACUAUGGAAACAAUCAGGGAAAUGGCUAAAGUGCAGACAGAGAUCCUUAGAAGAUACCCAAAUAAAAAGUACCCGCUGAUGGAGAAACUCCAUAGGCUGGUAAAUGCUCGCAAGUUACAAGAUCAAGGCGUGAUCUCUGUUGUGCAAGAGCAACAGAAACUGUUGAGUAAGGAGAAAGUUGCACAAUGCAAAAAAGAGGCAGUGCAAAAGAGAAAAAGUGCCAAAGCUGAUAUUACCGAUGACAACUUGAAGCCUCCCGAGAAUUUUCGCUUGCUGAGUGUUAUUCCAACUCGUGAGGACAUCAUUUCAAACCAGGGCCAAGACCAAAAGCUGUUCCUCAGAAAGAACAAAGUUGAAGGGCACUACAACGACGAGGAACACUAUUUAGACGUUCAGUUUCGGCUUCUACGUGAAGACUUCUUAAGACCUCUUCGCAAAGGGAUCCAACACUUAAUGGGCAAAGACGUCCCUGAUGAUACCGAUGACGAUAAUGUAGGAGAUGUCAGAGUCUACAAAGAUGUGAGAAUACUACGGCCUGCGUGUACUUCAAAUGGAGUCGCAUUCAAGAUUAAGUUUGAUGUUACAGGUUUCAGUCGAGUUCGAUGGGAGAACAGUAAGAGACUGAUAUUUGGAUCAUUGUUGUGUCUAUCGAAGGACAAUUUUAAGAGCUUCGCUUUUGCCACCGUCGCAAAUAGAGAACUAAGCGAUAUAAGAAAGGGCGAACUAGAAGUGCAGUUUGUCUCGCCUGGUGGUGAAGCCAGAAUACACACGGGAGAUUUAUGCCAAAUGGUCGAGUCCAUAGCUUUCUUUGAGGCAUAUCGACCAGUGCUUGAAGGAUUGAAGACGGUACCUUCCGGAGAAUUUCCUUUUCAGAGAUACAUUGUGAAGUGUCAGACAGAUGUACAACCACCAGCCUACCUAAGGAAACCCGGUGGUCACCAUGCAAAGUUCGAUUUUUCUCCUCUUUUUUCAAACGAAGAAUCACUUGAUCACAAGUCGAGUCCCGCAUGUGCGCCAAAGCGUGAGACUCCUGGUGGUGGUCUUAAAGUCUCAGGUAACCAUGCUGGACUAUUGGUCUCAGUGUUGGACCCAGCCUCCUGGCCGGCAGCGGAGGAUCUGAAGUUGGAUGAUUCACAAUUUAACGCCUUACAGCUGGCGCUGACCAAAGAGUUUGCAGUAAUCCAGGGACCGCCAGGCACCGGAAAAACCUACAUUGGAUUGAUGAUAGCAAAGGUUCUUUUGCACAACACAAGCGUUUGGCACGGAAGAGAAGGAGGACCUAUCCUUGUCGUCUGUUACACUAACCACGCCCUGGACCAAUUCUUGGAAGGAAUCCACGCCUUUCACCCGGAAGGAAUUGUCCGUGUUGGAGGAAGAAGUAACAGCGAGACCAUUCAAGAAUGUAGUCUCGCAAAAAUUAAACAAACAAGGAGGGAGGAGAAUCUGACACCUGUUAAAAUCAGAAAAACUUAUGGUAAGAUUCGAGGAGAAAUGAAAAGUCUGUCAGCCAUGAUUGAUGAUCACGAGGAAAUGUUGCACGAAUUAUUGAGGACUUUGCUUCACGAGGAUGAGCUUGUGGAUUACGGCAUGGUCCAGAAGCACUACGAUUCCUUGACGAGGGGAUCACGAAAUAAUGGAGCAAAGAAAAGAGAAUCAGUCAUUCCUCAGUGGCUUGGGCUUCCCGUAGAGCCAGCGGACCCUUACCAGGAAGGUUUCUCUCAACCUCUUGCUAUGUUUCCCUUUAAUGCUGAGUGUGGAAGUCUGGAGUAUUUCUCUCAAGAAAAUAUAGCUUAUUUAUCACCACGUGUUCGGUACGCCCCAGGUGUUGAUGGGAGUCCAAGAGGCUCUAUAGAACUAACUGGAUCUGCUGACUCGUUCAUAGAGAUUCCAAAUUGGUUGGGAGGGUUUGCAGACGCUGGGAUUUCCAUAACGUUGCUAGCAUUUAUCUACCCUUUGGGAGGAUGCGGACCAGUUGUUAGCUAUGAGGUUCACGGUUGUGGUGUUCAACUUUGGCAUGGUGGUUUUGAGGGAGAAAUGGGUGUAUUGACAGCUUGCUUCACUCAAAGAGAUCUUCUGCCUUCCGCGUCUUAUCUAGGAGCAGCUGUUUUGCGCAUGAAUGAAUGGAACUUCAUCGGUGCCUCUUAUGAUCACGACUCUGGAUUUGCUCGUUUGUGGCACGAUGGAAAUGAAGUAAUGGCUGUAUUUAUUGGGGAGAAUUCUUAUUUGGCGACGCAGUUCCCCAUAAGGAUCGGUGCUCUCGCGAGCACCUGGGUGGGGUGUAGCUUCAAAGGGAGAAUUUCGCAUUUGCACAUAUACGCCGAGUCACUGACAGCCGAGAACAUUCGAGCAGUCGGAGGCAUGCCUUCACACGAGACUUACAGGUUCAGCGAAGAGAACGCAGGAGAGGCAGGAGGUAAAAACAACGAAGAACAAGGAGAAUUUGACUACAAGGAGAGUUCAGCUGAUUUUCGAUUUGACGCUAAUGUCUUGCAAGAUCGAAGGAUAUUAGAAACGGAUGAGGUUACCAGAUUUGAGCGCGAGUCUUCCUCGUCUCAUUUGAACACGAACGACACGAACGAUGAGUGCGAGUUUCCAAUGUGUACUCAUGAAGGUGCAUCAAGGGGCAACUGGCAAUUCCAGAAUUCAAAGCGAAUCAAGCAAAAGAUUAAACGAAUUAUUCAGAGAGAGCUUCAGCGAGAAGACGUUAUGAGUGAAGAAGAAGCCUCUGAGGUGGAGGAUGUGUGGAAUUUGUCUGAGAAAAACCGCUGGCGUCUAUAUCGCAGAUGGAUGUUCGAUGCACGUGAGACUUGCGCCGAGCAUAUCUGUGAUUUCCAAGAAUUGUAUGAUGAUCAAGUUCUUCAGUUAAAAGAAGUAAGGAAACAAGAGGAAUGCGAGAUCCUUAAAAAAGCUGAUGUCAUUGGAAUGACCACGACAGGUGCUGCCCGGUAUCACAGUUUGUUACAAGACAUUCAACCGACAAUUACUAUCGUGGAAGAAGCCGCUGAAGUGCUAGAAGCGCACAUUGUAACCUCUCUAACCAAAGGAUGUAAGCAUUUGAUUCUGAUUGGUGAUCAUCAGCAGCUCCGACCCAAUCCCACAGUCUACGAUCUCCAAAUCAACUACGAUUUAGACGUAUCCUUGUUUGAGAGAAUGGUAAAGAACGGAAUGAAGUUCUCAAGGCUGAGCCUACAGCACCGAAUGAGACCAGAGAUCGCCAAGAUGUUGGAUCACAUUUAUGUAGAACCGAAACUGGAGAAUCACGAGUCUGUUCUUAAAUUUGAAAACGUAAAGGGCGUGGAAAGAAAUUUGUUCUUUGUGGAUCACAGAAACAAAGAGAAUUUUAUUCGUGAAGGAAAAAGCAAAUCCAAUGCCCACGAAGCAAAAUUUUUGACAGCACUAUGUCGUUACUUCAUUCAACAAGGUUAUCAGCCAUCACAGAUAACUAUUCUCACAGCCUACAGUGGACAGCUCGUCGAAUUCAGGAAAGAGAUGAUAGACGACAAAGAGUUUUUUGAAGGAGUUCGUGUUACAGCAGUGGAUAAUUUCCAAGGAGAAGAAAAUGACAUCAUUCUUCUUUCGCUCGUCCGCAGUGAAAGGAUUGGUUUCCUCAAAAUUGCAAAUCGUGUUUGUGUCGCUUUAUCACGAGCUCGUAAAGGCUUCUACAUCAUUGGAAAUUCGACACUUUUAGCAGAGGAAGACCCUAAUCUUUGGGCAAAAAUCAUCGCAGAUAUGCAGGAGGAUGGCAAUCUAGGCAAUGAAUUGAAACUGGUUUGUCAGAACCAUCCCCAGAAUGUAAUUCACGCUUCUUGUGCUGAGGAUUUUGAAGACUCUCCCGAAGGAGGUUGCAAAGAAACGUGUAUGAUGACGCUGGAAUGUGAACACGUCUGCGAGAGAUUAUGUCACCCGAUUGAUCUUGAGCACAAAGAGAAAUUUGCUUGCGAGAAGCCUUGUACCAGAACCAUUUGUGACCUUCAGCACAUCUGCCCCAGGACAUGUGCCGAAAAGUGUGGUCCUUGUAUGGAGAGAGUGGUGAAGGUCAUCCCGGGAUGUGAUCACGAGCAGCUUGUCCCUUGCUCCAUCGAUGCUACUGCCUUCAAGUGCCAGGUGAGGGUGUCAAAGGAAACCUCUCCCUGUGGCCAUAUCAAUGAGGUGGAGUGUUUUGUGGCCCCCGCUGACAUCACCUGCAAGGAGCCUUGUAGUAAAUUAGAGUGUGGACAUCCAUGUCCCGGUUACUGUGAUCGAUGUCAGGGAGGCCGUCUCCAUUUGCCAUGCCGGUCUCCAUGCAGCCGAACACUUUUCUGCGGCCACACUUGUGUGGAUAAAUGUGUAAAGUCCUGUCCACCCUGCUCAUCAAAAUGUCGUAAUCAUUGCGAUCACCAAAUCUGCGAACGGAGUUGUGGUGAUCCUUGUCAGCCAUGCUUUGAGGAGUGCUUAUGGCAGUGUCCACAUCAUAAAUGUACUAAACGUUGCGGAGAGAUUUGCGACCGACCGAGAUGCGAUGAGCCAUGCUCUAGGCUGCUACCGUGUGGCCAUGUGUGUGUCGGUGUUUGUGGCGAUAUUUGUCCCGAAUUAUGCCGAGUUUGCGAUGCGGUUGAGUUCCGCGAGAGUGCGUCUGGAGCAAUGUUCAUUGAACUUGUUGACUGUGGUCACGUGGUUGAAGUUGGGCAACUGGACAAAUGGAUGGACGGAAGAGAUAAAGCCGACGCACAGGCUGGAAAGGACGAUGCCGAAAUCAGAUAUAAAGUUUGCCCGGAGUGCAGAACUCCAAUUCUGUACAGUCGUAGGUAUGGAAAACUAGUCAAGGAAAUUCGUGCCGAUUUUGAAGCUAUAAAGCGUCGAGUUCGUCUCGCUGAUGUCACAAGCAUUGACCAGAUACAGAAGAUUCGGCAAGAGGCUCAAGUGGUCAAAGAAAUUCCGAAGAAAUUGCUUGAGGACAUCGCCAAAUGUGGCACCGGUGGUCGUAGUGCUUGUGAAGAAGUCAACACUUAUGAAAAUCGAGUGACUUUCCUGAAAUUUCUUGGAAGUUUAAUCACAAAGCACAAGAUCACAAAAGAAUCCAACUGUGAGAUAUAUGACAGAAUAAAUCUCCUGAAAGCACGGGUAAUGAUGAGGCGGGAUUGCUUCAGUGAACAGGAACUCAAUGAAUUUCGGAAUGAGUUGUUACGAACAAAGCUUCUGGUGUCUUUCAAAGGCUUGACGACUACUCUCGAAACUAACAAGUCAGUCCUCAGUCUCUGUUCUGGUGAUGCCAAAACUGUAGAAUCUAUAAGAAGUGCUCUGGAAUCCGGCAAAGUAAUCGCUCGUAACAAAAUAGAAGAGUUCUUGGAUGAUAUCAAUGGAAUAGAGCAGAGGCAUGGGCUCUCAAAGAAAGAGGAGGAAAAUUUUUGCUUAGAAAAGUUGAGGGAUGAGAUUGUCAAGUCGAAGCACUUAACACAAGGACCCUGGUACAAAUGCAAGAAAGGUCAUAUUUACCCAGCUGCAGAAUGCAGUGAAAACGAAUUCUCGAUUAAGUGUCCAGAUUGUCUUGCAGCAGCAAGGACUACUGAAUCACAUACCAAGACCGUUCCUACUCCGGUGAAACUCAGCGAGUUCAUGAAUGCGACGUUUAAAAAUGAGUUCGCGGUGAGCUCUAAAAGGCGGAGGAAAAAACGCCCAUCCAAAACUUCCAAGGCCCACAAAUGAGCUCUUGAAUUUGAGAGAUUUCUCAGACGUUCAAUCAUUUCAAACUGGGGAUAUUAUUUUUAUCGAUUAUCGUCUAUCUUAACCGUUCCCUUCCUGAUUUACAAUUAUAUUCUUUUAGAAGUUCGACAAGCACUCUAAUCAAAAAAUGAACGUCACAAAAAGAAUGAUUUUAUAGUCAUAACCUACAUGAUUUACUGGUUACAAGAAACCAAUCAACCGAAGAACUUAGUGUUAAAUUGCUCCUUACCACACCAGUUGCGGGAGUUUGAUUCUGCCGGCAACCAGUCUGAAUAUUGAGGGAAGAUUACUGGCGAAGUAGUUCUCUCCAAGCUUUUCGAUAAAAAAUUAAGCGCCAAUUUUAAAUGACGGUUUUUUACUUCCUGUAGGGGAGGGGUAACGAGAAUUUAAAGCCUUUGCAUUUAUCUUGAAUACGGCUAUUUUGAAUUGUUAUGACCUACUAAAAUAAGAAGUGUUUGGGAACUACUAAAAUUGGGGAUGUUUUGACUAAGUGUUUGGAAAUUGUUUCGGUCUGUUAGGUCAUUUUGGAAUCCUUAUGCGAGUCUUAUGAGCCUUGUUUUGUUAUGAGCUGACCUCCUUUUAUUUUUACCUCUUGAGUGAUGUGUCCUUGACCGUUGUGAUAGGACUUAAUUCUCGCACGAUUAUCGCCAUCGCUAGUCAUGUUUGGGUUUGUCUUUGACCUUGCUUAGAAUCUUCAAUGGGAGGUUUUGUUUGGGUUUUGGUUCUCGAAUAUUGGUUGACGGAUGUUAAGUACUUUGUUUUUCAUUUCGAAUGUCUUUUGAGGUUGUUUUGGUUAACCUUCUAAAAACAUGUUUACUCUGCCGAGGUCAGUUGUCCUGUAAGCCCAAACAUCCCUACCGAUAAAGUAUUUAAGAGCGUGUACUAAGAGCUGAAGUAAUAGAAGUGAGACCGAGUCCCAGAGAGUGAAAUAAAGGUCCUGAACAGA